ACCGAGGGACUGCGCAGCCCGGCUCCCGCAGGCGCCGAUGGCCCCGCCGCGCCCUCCCCGCCUGCUGCCCGCGCUGCGCGCCCUGCUCUACUGGUCCCUGGUGUACGGCUACUGCGGGCUGUGCGCCUCCGUCCACCUGCUCAAACUUUUGUGGAGCAUCGGUAGGGCGCCGGCGCAGACCUUCCGCAGGGCAGCCCGGGCCAACCCUCCAGCGUGCCUGAACGACCCCUCCUUGGGGACCCACUGCUACGUGCGCAUCAAGGACUCGGGGUUAAGAUUUCACUAUGUUGCUGCUGGAGAAAGGGGCAAACCGCUCAUGCUGCUGCUCCACGGAUUUCCAGAAUUCUGGUAUUCUUGGCGUCAUCAACUGAGAGAAUUUAAAAGUGAAUACAGAGUCGUUGCGCUGGAUUUGAGAGGUUAUGGAGAGUCAGAUGCCCCUACUCAUCAAGAGAGUUAUAAACUGGACUGUCUGAUUGCAGACAUAAAGGAUAUUUUGGACUCCUUAGGGUAUAGCAAAUGUGUCCUGAUCGGCCAUGACUGGGGAGGCAUGAUUGCCUGGCUGAUUGCUGUCUGCUACCCUGAGAUGAUAAUGAAGCUCAUUGUUAUUAACUUCCCACAUCCAAGUGUGUUUACAGAGUAUAUACUGCGAUGCCCUGCCCAGCUUCUCAGAUCCAGCUCUUAUUACUUCUUCCAAAUACCAUGGCUCCCAGAACUUAUGUUCUCAAUUAAUGAUUUCAAGGCUUUGAAACACCUGUUUACCAGUCAGAGCACUGGCAUCGGAAGGAAAGGACGCCAACUGACAACAGAAGAUCUAGAAGCUUAUGUUUAUGUCUUUUCUCAGCCCGGAGCACUAAGUGGUCCAAUUAACCACUAUAGAAACAUUUUCAGCUGCCUGCCUCUCAAGCAUCACAUGGUGACGACUCCGACACUGCUUCUGUGGGGAGAGGAAGAUGCGUUUAUGGAGGUUGAGAUGGCUGAGGUCACAAAGACUUAUGUUAAAAACUAUUUCAGACUCACCAUUUUGUCAGAAGGUAGCCACUGGCUUCAGCAAGACCAGCCUGACAUAGUGAAUGGACUGAUAUGGGCGUUCCUGAGGGAAGAAUCGAGGAGAGAUUGACUGUCUCCUACGGGGAGUCUUUUAUGGAAUUUUGAAAAGCCUCUUAAAAAUUUGUUCCUCAACUUAUGUUUUAUUAGAAAAAAUAUGUUUUAAUAUGCUUGAUUAUAAAUAAAUAUAGUGACACAUGGUAC
This is a messenger RNA of Mastomys coucha (southern multimammate mouse), 1248 nucleotides long. RefSeq names its product epoxide hydrolase 4 (gene Ephx4). The coding region runs from base 38 to 1117 and encodes 359 amino acids. The transcript has 7 exons. Lineage: Eukaryota; Metazoa; Chordata; Mammalia; Rodentia; Muridae. Gene Ontology annotation, molecular function: hydrolase activity. The record is from RefSeq and is a predicted model, not a curated record.